Mytilus californianus (California mussel) is the source of this 608-nucleotide messenger RNA. RefSeq lists its product as uncharacterized. The record is from RefSeq and is a predicted model, not a curated record. Bases 60 to 608 code for a protein of 182 amino acids. NCBI's taxonomy places the organism in Eukaryota, Metazoa, Mollusca, Bivalvia, Mytilida, Mytilidae. The transcript has 5 exons.
CCCAUCUUCACAUCUUCAGCUCACAAACAUCUCAAGAUGCUGCAGUUACUACCGCGGUAAUGACAGAUGUGGUUCAGGACUUGAAGACAAUCCUUCCAAAUCUACAGAAUGUCCACAUAUUUAGUGAUAACGCAGGUUGUUACAAGAGUUCAUUAACAUUGUCAACUCUAAGACAUGACAUUGGGAAAGCACUGGCAUCGUAUAACUUUAGUGAAGCCCAGAAUGGGAAAGGUCCUUGUGAUAGAAGAGCCGCCCAUGCCAAAUUUGUCAUAAAAAGAUUUAUUAAUGAAGGAAGAGACGUCACUUCUGCACUUGAUAUGAAAAAGGCCCUAGAGAAAUUUGGACAAAAAACAUACAGAGUAAGAGUAGUUGACACCGUUUUAGAUCUGGAUGCAGAAAAACAUAAAGAGUCAAUAAAGAAUGUCUCCAAUUUCUACAACUUUAAUUUUGGAGAUGAUGGCCUGAGAAUGUGGCAGGCAUACAACAUUGGUGAAGGGAAAUUGGUGCAGUGGGAUUCCCUCAAGCCAUCUAAGAAUGCUGUGCAGUUAAAGGUCAUCAGUGAUUGGACUGACAUAGCAAUAUCAGAUUCCUAUGAAGGAAAUAAUUAG